This is a messenger RNA of Populus euphratica (Euphrates poplar), 1563 nucleotides long. RefSeq lists its product as uncharacterized. NCBI's taxonomy places the organism in Eukaryota, Viridiplantae, Streptophyta, Magnoliopsida, Malpighiales, Salicaceae. The transcript is spliced from 2 exons. The record is from RefSeq and is a predicted model, not a curated record. Bases 1 to 1563 code for a protein of 520 amino acids.
AUGAUAAUGCUCAAGAAAUUGCCUGAAGAAGUCUUAAAUUUGUGGAACAAAUGGGAGAUUCGAGGAAUGCUUUUAGUUAGUCUCUUACUACAAAUCAUCCUCAUUAUAUUUGGUUCUCGAAGAAAGUACAUUGCAAGAAGCUGGGUCAGGAUUUUUGUUUGGUGUGCAUACCUCUCAGCCGACUUGGUGGCAACUGUUGCACUGGACACAAUCACUGCAUACUCAAUUGAAGAUAACGAGUUGUGGUUAAGGCACUUCCUUGGUCUUGCAGUCCAAGUCGGAGUGGCUCUGCAGGUUUUCUCAAGGUCUUGCGGCAGCGGUAUCCUCGCAUUCAUAGCGAUCCCGAUGCUCAUUGUUGGCAUUAUAAAGUACGCAGAGAGGACCUGGGUGCUCAGGUCUUCAUGCUCCAAGAGCUUGAAAAACACCAUUCUCUCAAAAUUUCGACACCCAUUAAGGGCACCAGAAACUCUUCAACGAGCUCUCGGAGGAAAUUAUCUUCGUCGAGCUUAUACCUUCUUCGAUAUAUCCAUGUUUAUGAUGCAGGAUCUUGUCCCUGGUAUUCCUGCACUAAUGAACAGCCAGUUGCUGAUUUCCUCAAAUUCAGCAGACGAUGCCUUCAAGGUAAUAGAAGUUGAGCUUGGAUUAAUAUAUGACAUUCUUUAUACUAAAGCGCCCCUGAUUUACUCCCUUGUCGGAAUCAUUCUUCGCUCUAUCAGCUUUUUACUCUUUAUUACUGCUUUUAUUACCUUCCAAGUCAUGAUUGACAAGCAUGCCUACUCAACAAUCGACAUUGCAAUUACGUAUGUAUUGUUUGCGGGCUCCGCUUUUCACGAGAUUUAUGCCUUUUCAUGCCUUGUUUUCUCUGACUGGACAAUGAUUUGGUUGAUUGAUGGAGGAGGGAACGCCCUAACUAGAGCUAUUUAUUCUCUGAUAAGGAAGUUAACUAGAAGCAAGAGGUGGUCGAGAUCCAUAGCACAGCAUAACCUGAUAAGCUUUUGCAUUGAAAACAAGCCACUUAAAUAUUGUUUGGAAUUGCUCGGAAUCCUUGAAAUGACGAGGCAGGUGUAUGUGAAUCGCGAAGAUAUGAAUGUUGAUGAGAAUUCUAUUUUCGAACACCUUCAAAAGAAAUGCGAGAAGAUCAAGGAGAAUUUUAAUUUCAUUGAUACAAAUUUCAGAAGGAAAAUAAUUGAUGAGAGAGGAGAUGGUGUGCUAGAAAGAGAGGGACAAUUACAUGACUUCAAGUGGUGUACAACUGAAGUAGAAUUCAGCCGGAGCCUUCUUGUCUGGCACCUCGCAACAGAUAUUUGCUAUUUUGCUGAUAACGAUGCAAAUAAUAAUGUCCCUUCAGACUGCGAAACAAGCAAAUGCUUGUCUGAAUACAUGAUGUAUCUUCUGGUGGCGAGACCAAAUAUGCUCCCUAAAGGAAUCGGUGAUAUAGAGAAGGGAUAUCUAGAUACUUGCCAGGACCUGGCGCUUUUAGGAAAAGUCAUUGAAACAGGCAAGAAGGCACUAAGUAAGAACGAUGUUGUCGAUACAAUACUGCUGCUGAGAGUGACUUUCUGA